This is a messenger RNA of Lampris incognitus (smalleye Pacific opah), 2877 nucleotides long. It is a transcript of the gene ago2, whose product is annotated as argonaute RISC catalytic component 2. The coding region runs from base 193 to 2805 and encodes 870 amino acids. Gene Ontology annotation, cellular component: RISC complex. The record is from RefSeq and is a predicted model, not a curated record. The transcript is spliced from 20 exons. Gene Ontology annotation, biological process: regulatory ncRNA-mediated gene silencing; regulation of DNA-templated transcription. Gene Ontology annotation, molecular function: protein binding; endoribonuclease activity, cleaving siRNA-paired mRNA; RNA binding. NCBI's taxonomy places the organism in Eukaryota, Metazoa, Chordata, Actinopteri, Lampriformes, Lampridae.
GUGCCAUGUAGAGGAUGAGAAAACACUCGUGGUCUAUGGUCGGUUAACACAGUAAUCUUCGUUUCCGAACUGGGAAGCUCAAGAUAUUUAGCAUAGAAAUACUAUUUUUCGGCCACGUAUGUGUUUUGGAGACAUUUAGCCGCAACAGAGUGGAGUAUACGUACGUCCACGGCACACACUUCAAUCGACAAAAUGUAUUCCUCUGCUGGAGCUGCUGAGAUGCUUGAGGGACCCCAUUCCUCUGGGUCAAUAGGCUCUGAUCCCCCGUCUCCCCCAGUGCCAGAGUAUGUGUUCAAGCCCCCAUCACGGCCAGACUUUGGGACCAUGGGCAGGACAAUCAAGCUGCAGGCCAACUUCUUUGAGAUGGAAAUCCCCAAACUGGAAGUGUACCAUUAUGACAUUGACAUCAAGCCUGAGAAAUGCCCCAGGAGAGUCAAUCGUGAAAUUGUGGAGCAUAUGGUCCAGCACUUUAAAACCCAGAUCUUCGGGGAUCGAAAGCCAGUGUAUGAUGGGAGGAAGAAUCUCUACACAGCUAUGCCCUUACCCAUUGGCAGAGAAAAAGUGGAACUUGAGGUGACCAUUCCAGGUGAGGGCAAGGACCGCAGCUUUAAAGUGGCCAUCAAGUGGGUGUCUUGUGUUAGUCUACAGGCUCUUCAUGAGGCACUAUCAGGGCGGCUACCAAACAUCCCCUUUGAGACCAUCCAGGCCCUAGAUGUCGUCAUGAGACAUUUGCCCUCUAUGAGGUACACUCCUGUGGGUCGCUCAUUCUUCACUCCCUCAGAAGGAUGUUCGAACCCCCUUGGUGGGGGCAGAGAGGUGUGGUUUGGUUUCCAUCAGUCAGUCAGACCGUCUCUUUGGAAAAUGAUGCUUAAUAUUGAUGUUUCGGCUACUGCAUUCUACAAAGCUCAGCCUGUAAUAGAAUUCAUGUGCGAAGUCUUGGAUUUCAAAAGCAUUGAAGAACAGCAAAAGCCCUUGACCGACUCCCAGAGAGUAAAGUUUACAAAAGAAAUCAAAGGUCUGAAGGUGGAGAUCACCCACUGUGGGCAGAUGAAGAGGAAGUACAGAGUGUGCAAUGUAACCAGAAGACCAGCCAGCCACCAGACGUUUCCCCUGCAGCAGGAGAAUGGCCAAACUAUUGAAUGCACAGUAGCACAGUACUUCAAAGAUAAGUACAAGCUGAUCCUUAGGUAUCCCCACCUCCCCUGCCUACAGGUGGGACAGGAGCAGAAGCACACCUACCUUCCCCUAGAGGUGUGUAACAUAGUGGCAGGCCAGCGCUGCAUCAAGAAGCUGACAGACAAUCAGACCUCCACUAUGAUCCGUGCCACAGCCAGAUCGGCACCAGACAGACAGGAUGAGAUCAGUAAAUUGAUGAGAAGUGCCAACUUUAACACUGACCCUUACGUUCGGGAGUUUGGUGUGAUGGUGAGGGAUGAGAUGACUGAAGUCAAUGGCCGUGUCCUCCAGGCACCCUCCAUUCUCUACGGAGGCAGGAACAAAGCAAUAGCUACACCAAUCCAGGGUGUAUGGGACAUGAGGAACAAGCAGUUCCACACUGGCAUUGAGAUCAAAGUGUGGGCCAUCGCCUGCUUUGCCCCACAGAGACAGUGCACUGAACUUCUCCUCAAAGCAUUCACAGACCAGCUGAGGAAGAUCUCUCGCGAUGCUGGGAUGCCCAUUCAGGGUCAGCCUUGCUUUUGUAAGUACGCCCAGGGAGCUGACAGUGUUGAGCCCAUGUUCAAGCACCUGAAGUACACCUACCAGGGCCUGCAGCUGGUGGUCGUCAUUCUGCCAGGGAAGACACCUGUUUAUGCUGAGGUGAAGCGUGUUGGCGAUACUGUGCUGGGCAUGGCCACACAGUGUGUGCAGGUUAAGAAUGUUCAGAAGACUACACCCCAGACCCUCUCCAACCUCUGUCUGAAGAUCAACGUCAAGCUGGGUGGCGUCAAUAACAUCCUCCUUCCACAGGGCAGGCCUCUAGUGUUCCAGCAGCCUGUCAUCUUCCUUGGUGCAGAUGUGACUCACCCACCUGCGGGAGAUGGAAAAAAGCCCUCUAUUGCUGCUGUGGUGGGGAGUAUGGAUGCCCAUCCCAGCCGCUACUGUGCCACAGUAAGGGUCCAGCAGCACCGGCAAGACAUCAUCCAGGAUCUAGCUGCCAUGGUUAGGGAGCUGCUCAUCCAGUUCUACAAGUCCACCCGCUUCAAACCCACCCGCAUCAUCUACUAUCGUGACGGCAUCUCCGAAGGCCAGUUCAACCAGGUUCUUCAGCAUGAGUUGCUGGCGAUCCGUGAGGCCUGCAUCAAGCUAGAGAAAGACUACCAGCCCGGGAUCACCUUUGUGGUUGUUCAGAAGAGACAUCACACAAGAUUAUUCUGUAUGGACAGAAAUGAGCGGGUUGGCAAGAGUGGAAACAUACCUGCAGGGACAACAGUGGACACCAAAAUCACUCACCCAUCGGAGUUUGACUUCUACCUUUGCAGUCAUGCUGGUAUACAGGGUACCAGUAGGCCGUCACACUACCAUGUGCUCUGGGAUGACAACCACUUCACUUCAGAUGAGCUGCAGGUGCUCACCUAUCAGCUGUGUCACACCUAUGUACGCUGCACCCGAUCAGUUUCUAUCCCAGCACCAGCCUACUAUGCUCACCUGGUGGCAUUUCGUGCCCGUUAUCACUUGGUGGACAAGGAGCAUGACAGUGCUGAGGGCAGUCAUACAUCAGGACAGAGUAAUGGUCGUGAUCAGCAGGCCUUGGCUAAGGCUGUUCAGAUCCACCAAGACACACUGCGGACCAUGUAUUUCGCCUGAAUACGAACAGGCCCAAGCAUAGGAUGGAUGAGAGCCCACUGAGAUGAAGUCCACUCUAGCCCACCACCUCAC